Molecule: messenger RNA, 375 nt
Organism: Trypanosoma theileri
Lineage: Eukaryota; Euglenozoa; Kinetoplastea; Trypanosomatida; Trypanosomatidae
Exons: 1
Source: RefSeq, a predicted model, not a curated record
AUGAUAAAGGUUGUAAUGGUGAGGUGUUACCUACUCUGUUUACUAACUCUUGCACUGUGUUGUGCUUGUGGGUUAGUAUGGGCUGAUGGUCCUAAAGCUUGUGAUGCCCUAAUCAAACUUUCUACUGUUGGUGUUAAUUCUCUUGUUCGUCGUGCCAUUCCUGCGUUUAUUAUGUGUGAUGGUGAGGAUAAGGAAGAUGAUGAAUGUCACUGUAAGAAGGAAGAAGAUGGAGACACUGAGGAUAAAGAGAAUACUGUUUCUCGUGAUACAGGUGAAUUGGGUUCUUCGACUGCCACUUCAUCACGUGGUACUGACGAAUUAGUUGGUGCUCCUGGUUCUAAGCAGCAGGGUUCAAAAACUCCUGAACAGUUAAAA